Umbelopsis ramanniana AG is the source of this 763-nucleotide messenger RNA. RefSeq lists its product as uncharacterized. Gene Ontology annotation, cellular component: nucleus; CCAAT-binding factor complex. Gene Ontology annotation, biological process: regulation of transcription by RNA polymerase II. The record is from RefSeq and is a predicted model, not a curated record. Lineage: Eukaryota; Fungi; Mucoromycota; Umbelopsidomycetes; Umbelopsidales; Umbelopsidaceae. The coding region runs from base 216 to 593 and encodes 125 amino acids. Gene Ontology annotation, molecular function: DNA-binding transcription activator activity, RNA polymerase II-specific; protein heterodimerization activity; RNA polymerase II cis-regulatory region sequence-specific DNA binding. The transcript is spliced from 3 exons.
UCCAAAAAUUGUUUGAGCAACCUUACAAAAAGCUGGUGACUUUCGCGAUAAUGGAAGUAAUUAUCACUACGAAGUUCCAAAAGGAAGUAUACACGUGACAUAUUACGACAGAAUUAAAUUUUAUGAUCUGAUGACCUCAUGAAGAAUUGAUCUGCACCACAGCAUGCCCUUUAUGCGGUCGGUCUGAACUUCGACGCAAUUUUGUUGCAGUGAUCAUGUCAGGUUCUGGAAAUCCUUCUGGUGAUGAAAAUGAUCUAGAUCUCAAAGAGCAGGACCGCUUCCUUCCAAUUGCGAAUGUUGCGCGUAUCAUGAAGAAGACGCUGCCAGAAAACGCCAAAAUCGCUAAAGAAGCCAAAGAAUGUGUCCAAGAGUGCGUCUCUGAGUUCAUAUCAUUUAUCACCAGCGAAGCAAGUGACCGAUGUCAGCAGGAAAAACGAAAGACGAUCAACGGAGAGGAUAUUCUUUGGGCUAUGCAGUCUCUUGGAUUUGAGAACUAUGCUGAAGCAUUGAAAAUCUAUCUUGCCAAAUAUCGGGAGACCACCAAAAUCGAAAGAACAUCCAACCCUACCAACCCUGUGUUACCAGAGCACUAAUAUUAAGAUCAUUCCAGACGGUGUUAUAAUUUCUUGAGAACAGCUACCUGUGAAAACAGACUAUAGUUCUGACCGAAUAAACUGUAUAAAGCAAGCUAUCCAUUAUGACAUAUCCUUUAAAGUGGUAAUUGAAUGGAAGAUGGGGGUUUCAACAUUGCCAAAUGAAAAUA